UCGAAGUGUUGCUCCUGCUUUCAUUUUCAGAGCAGAAAGACGUUAGCUCCCAGCAGUUACGAUCGUGCCGGCACUUCACCGCAGGAAAGGCCCCACCAUGGCGUUCCAGGCAACGCUUCUCCUAGCUCUCACUUUGAUCUUCGGUUCACAUGCGCAGUUUAGUAUCCAACUGGGAUGGAAAGACCCCAAUGUAACAGCGAUUCUCGGACGCGCUCCUGAGAUCCCGCUAACACUGACCAAUUACAACAAUAUGCAGUACUACGGCGUCCUGACUAUCGGCACCCCGCCCCAAUCUUUCAAGCUGCUCAUGGAUACGGGCUCCAGCAACUUUUGGGUGCCGUCGGUGAAGUGUGAUCAGAGCAUGGCCUGCCGCAACCACGCAAAGUACGACAGCAGCCAGUCAAGCACCUACACCAAAAACGGACGGUACAUCCGGAUCCGCUACAGUGGCGGCGUGGUGCGGGGCGUCACGAGCAUCGACAACGUGGGCGUCGGGCCAGCCACCGUGACGCAGUACAAGUUCGCUGAAAUGGAUCACUCAGACGGCAAGCUGUUCAGGACGGCAAAGUACGACGGCAUCUUCGGAUUGGCCUUCCCCAGCAUCUCGCAGAAUAACCAGUUGCCGCUGUUUGACGCCAUGGUGAAGCAGGGCGUUGUUCAACAGGCCGUGUUCUCGCUCUACCUGAGCAAGCAGCCCAGCGAGCAAAACGGCGGAGAGAUCUAUUUCGGAGGCAUCAAUGCGGAACGCCAUACGGGUGACAUUCAUUAUGUGGCCGUCAACCAGGCCGGUCACUGGCAGGUCACUAUGGACAACAUGGACGUUCAAGGCACGACGCUCUGCGUCGGUGGCUGCAAUGCUGUGGUCGAUUCCGGAACGUCGUUCCUCAGUGGACCCAGAGCAGAAGUGGAAAUCCUUCACAGGGUCAUUGGUGCUGUGCGCACAGAUGCUGGAUACUACGAGGUUGAUUGCAACAGGAUACCCAGCUUGCCAGCAAUCACUUUCAACCUGAACGGCAAGUCCUUCCCACUUCAAGGAGAAGGAUAUACCAUUAGGAUUCCGAUCGAAAGCGGCGGUGUUCAGUGUUUCACGCGCAUCUCUGAGUCGGAUGCGUCGGGAGCACGCCUCUGGAUCUUGGGCGCCACAUUCACGCAGGAGUAUUACACAGUGUUCGACAGGAACCAGAACCGCGUCGGAUUCGCCACUGCGGUUUAAAAGUGCUUCUUCGCCGCCAGCGUGAAAGAAUGCGACUCUUUCGGCCGUGCGAAACGAUGGCUCUUCACUUCGAUAGUGAACUGAAUAAAGCAUGCCAACCGUUCCUACGGUGUCAUUA
Molecule: messenger RNA, 1331 nt
Organism: Dermacentor silvarum
Lineage: Eukaryota; Metazoa; Arthropoda; Arachnida; Ixodida; Ixodidae
Product: lysosomal aspartic protease
Exons: 7
Coding region: 98-1213 (371 amino acids)
Biological process (GO): cell death; proteolysis
Cellular component (GO): lysosome
Molecular function (GO): aspartic-type endopeptidase activity
Source: RefSeq, a predicted model, not a curated record